GAGCGCGAUCCCGCGUCCACCAUGCGGCUCGUAUGAAUAAUUGUAUACCGAGUGAAUGAAUCGAUGCGGAGGCGCGAGCGGCGGGGAGGCGGGCGGCGGCGCUCGCUGCGUGGAGGGGUGCGCCGCGCCGCGGCAGUCUUGUGCCGGUAGUCGGUAGUGUAACCGAGCGACUACGGGAGCCGUCCCCGCCGCGUCGUCGCUCGCUCGUAGUCGUAGUGCGCCCGUCGGCCCGCCCCACGCCGCUGGCGCUUUUUCCAUGGAAACCCAAAAUCAGGAUGUGGCCAACAGCCCCGGCGAGGUGCCCAACGACCCGGGGUACGUGAAGAUGUUCGUCGGAGGGCUAAGCUGGCAGACUAGUCCAGAAAGCCUACGAGAUUACUUUAGUAAAUUCGGCGAAAUCACAGAAGUAAUGGUUAUGAAAGAUCCUACCACAAGACGGUCGAGGGGAUUCGGGUUCAUCACAUUUGGCGAUCCCGCUAGUGUAGAUAAAGUUUUAGCUCAAGGAACACAUGAAUUAGAUGGAAAAAAGAUUGACCCCAAAGUGGCCUUCCCAAGAAGAGCACAUCCUAAGAUGGUGACCAGGACAAAGAAAAUCUUCGUAGGAGGGCUAUCAGCACCCACAACGCUGGAAGAUGUCAAGAAUUAUUUCGAACAAUAUGGACCGAUUGAAGACGCAAUGCUCAUGUUCGACAAACAGACCAAUAGGCACAGAGGUUUUGGUUUCGUCACGUUUCAAAGUGAAGACAUAGUAGACAAAGUUUGCGAAAUUCAUUUUCACGAAAUCAACAACAAAAUGGUGGAAUGCAAAAAGGCACAACCGAAAGAAGUAAUGCUUCCAGCGAAUCUGGCGAAGACGAGAGCCGCAGGACGCGGCGCCUACGAUUUCAUGUGGUCAUUGGGUGCUCUUCCUGACGGAUUUCCCGCAGCAUACGCCGCCUACGCGGCAGGACGUAGCUAUUCGGGCUAUCCUAGCUUCGGGCUACCAUAUCCUGCAGGUGUAGUGGGAGUUAUACCACCGGAAAGUCGCCUGUUGGUUGGUGUGGAGUAUGUUAACCCGAACGGGCUCGGACAGGGCUCAUAGGUCGUUUGGCGACGGACCUCGCGCAACAACCGACCUCGGCGCGCCACAGCUAAACCGAUACGUUACCCUGAAACCCCGAAAACGACCUAGGAAACUCUUCAAUAAAUAAAUAAUAUUGCAAUUCAAAUAACCUUAUAGUAUCACGCCUUCCCCUGCCGAAUCGAAGCUAAGGAAUGCAAUGUCGUAAGCACGGUAUAUGAAUCAGUAAUGCACCGCGAUUUCGCAGAUGUCUCGUGCUAAUCGCCCGGCUAGGUUUGCCCCUAUAGCUCGAUCGAAUUUUAAUAAUUUAAACCUAUUAUCUAACAAAAGCGGUAUCCCUCAGGAAGCAAACCAAUGUUCGAUUUAGGCAGCGUUCGCAUUGCACAAGUAAUUCAUAUUUAUAUUGUAAUCCAUGUGUCAAAUUUUUAAUGUAUUAAAUACUAAGUCAACGAUAUUGUUCUAAUCGCUGUUUCGACAUAUCGUCUUACUAAUCUUAAGGUACUUAUUAUACUAUUGUGAAGCCGCUCUAUUUUAAAAAUAAAGGAAUUUGCCAAUGUAUAAGCAAAAUGUCUUGUAUUACUAUCCAAU
This is a messenger RNA of Zerene cesonia (dogface butterfly), 1648 nucleotides long. RefSeq names its product RNA-binding protein Musashi homolog Rbp6 (gene Rbp6). Gene Ontology annotation, cellular component: cytoplasm. Bases 257 to 1081 code for a protein of 274 amino acids. Gene Ontology annotation, molecular function: RNA binding. Lineage: Eukaryota; Metazoa; Arthropoda; Insecta; Lepidoptera; Pieridae. The transcript is spliced from 12 exons. The record is from RefSeq and is a predicted model, not a curated record.